Molecule: messenger RNA, 1693 nt
Organism: Toxoplasma gondii ME49
Lineage: Eukaryota; Apicomplexa; Conoidasida; Eucoccidiorida; Sarcocystidae
Exons: 5
Coding region: 143-1693 (516 amino acids)
Biological process (GO): acyl-CoA metabolic process
Molecular function (GO): fatty acyl-CoA hydrolase activity
Source: RefSeq, a predicted model, not a curated record
AGCGAGGGAGUGCUUGUGACUCAGCGGGAGUAUCUGAUAUCUUUCAACCACAGCAAAGCACCGGUAUGCUCCUCCGCUGGGCGUGUCGCUGACGUAGCCGAUGCGACAAAACUCGUUGCCGCGGGGCACACGAGAAUGUUAAAUGAGAAUGACGUCACCUGGUCUUGCUAGAUGUUGUCUUCAGGCGCCGGGCCGGUUGCUCUUCGGGCACAGCCGGCUUCGACAUGACAGUGGUUCUGUCAGAAACUGGGAGGUUUGGCUGGCGCCAAGAUCGGGAUCCGUUGGGCUGGGAUUGUCGACCUUUCCUUGGCGCAAGCGAUGGGGUCCAGAGCGCACAUCGGUCGCUGCUCUCCGCGUAGCAGCAGCUCACGCAUCCUGGCCGGCAGAACACGCUUAUAAGACUAACAGAAGAGGGUUCUCCACCUGCGACCUUCUAAGCGGGUCAUCCUUGCGGGACAUCAAAGAAGUCCCCGUCACAAAAUGCUUGAUGACGAAAUGGGUGCUGGAGAGAAUCGGAGCAGAUUCGGCUGCCCUCAGGUGUUUUACAGCCGCGGACACGAAGAAGCCGACAGAUGGCAAAAACAGAAGCUUCUUCGAGGGAUGGAUGCAAGCCCGAAUAGGGUUCGCAAGCCACCCUUCGAAGGCGUUACGGGAUGCGUUUCGACGGUCCUACGAUGCCCGCCUAGUUCGUUGGGGACGCCUGCUGGAGGUCCUAGACUGCUUCGCAGGUGACAUCGCAUACCACUAUUGUACUCCGGAAGAGGAGGGUUAUUCGAAACUGACGACUUUGAUGGUGACAGCAUCUAUCCAGCGAAUGGAGUUCAGCGAUGCGCCGGAGGACCGUUCCCCGGAAAGCUGCGUUUUGACGGGCAUAACCGUUGAAGAUGAUCUGACACUUAUAGGCUCCGUGACACAAACCGGUGCUUCAUCCAUGGGCAUUAGGAUAGAGAUGCAGCAGAAUAGUGAAAUGAAGGGAAGUGUGUUCUUCGUCAUGGUCUCGGUCGACGAGACAGGCAAGCCCGUCAAGAAGGUUCCUCCUCUGGACAUCAGUAGCUGCAGUCCUGAACUUCGCAGUCUUAUUGCGAGCUCAUCAAGCGGCUUUGAAACCAGAAAAGCAAAUGCGAAAAAAAUGUUUUCUUUAGUUCCCCCGGAACCAGAAGAAGCAGUCUUUCUGCACAAUGUGUGGAAGAAAUCUCUUGCAGGGGGAAAGCACAUGCUGCGGAUGCGGGACACCAAACUGUCAACCGCAGAACUUAUUCAACCGGAGGCACUGUCAAGAUACAACAGGGCAUUUGGAGGUCUAGUUUCGCGAAAAGCUUUGGAGCUAUCGUACCUGAAUGCCCAGCGCUUCCUCAAAACAAUUAGACCUGUUCUCACAGGAGUCGAUGAUAUAUUUUUCUUGCAGCCGUUGUUCGUCGGCCAAAUGGCGGAGAUGGUCUCUUGUGUCGUCUGGUCUGAAGUGGAUGAGGUGCAGAUCCAGGUUGAAGCAUUUUGCGUGGACCCCGUGUCCGGAAACAAGAAAAAGACCAACAUCUUCCACUUCCGCUACGAUACGGUUGUCGACGCUAAUGAUACAUGGCGGCGUGAGACACCUCAAAAGGUGUAUCCGUCAGAUUAUGCAGACUGCAUUUCCUUUCUUGAAGCUCGGCGCCGGUAUCUUCUGAGGAAGAGUACUAGUGAUUUCGUAGCAUGA